UUCUGAUUGGUUACUAUGCGGGAGCGUUGCCGGCUACGCCCCGGCCCUGAUUGGUUACCGAGAAGGGGCGGCUCCAGAGGCGGAGGCAGCGGCGUGGGGAGCCAUGGGUCAGACUGCCAAGGUGACAGGGCCGGGGAGGUUUUACAGCUCUUUAGAACACUGCACAGGACCAGACAGCAAGUUUUUAAAAAUGAUAAGAGAGCAUUAGAAGCAGCCAGAGUAAAGAUAAACGAAGAAUUCAAAAAAAAUAAAAGUGAGGCCUCUCCGGAGAAAAUAGCAGAGAUGAUGAAACUAGGUUCCGAUGUUGAACUGUUACUUAGAACAUCUGUUAUUCAAGGUGUUCACACCGACCACAACACACUGAAACUUGUUCCCAGGAAAGAUCUUCUAACAGAAAACGUGCCGUACUGUGAUGCACCAACUCAGAAGCAGUAAAGUCUCCAGGACCCAGCCCGCCUCUGCUCCUUCUGACUUUAAAUACAUACCUGUCAAAAGUCCUGGGCACGCAGAUGUUUCUCUCUGAAGCAGCAGCGGGUCGCACAUGAGCAACAGGCUGAGGGCUGCAGGGCACUUCGGUGUUCUGAGGACAUAGACAUGCUGCCCCUUCUCACUGUCAGGCAGCCCGUACCCGGCCACUGAGUGCCUGGGGAGGUGGGGCCCUCUUCUUUUUCCCUUUGGCUGGUGUUUUGGUCUUACCAAAGCUAUUUGCCAAUGAAGCAUUUUACCAGGUUGGUGACUUUUCACCCCACGGGAAACACAACUGCUAAAUAUAAAAUGCCCCAUUAAACUGAUGUUUAAUUCUCAAAAUAUUAAGUUGGUAAAAAAUUAACAUUUUUCUGCCAGCUCUACUGAGAGUAACCAUUGUUUCCCAGAGUCCUGUGGUUAUUUCUGCAGAUAACAAAUAAUUAUGUGGCUUAUUUCUCUGUGUUCUUAUAAAGACAAUUUUCCCCUUGCCUGUGUAAAUGUCUAAGCACCGUGAGCAUGCGUGUCUGCAGAGGUCAGGAGAGGGUAUUGGAUCCCCUGGGACUGGAGUUGUAGACAGUUGUGAGCUGCCACGUGGGUGCUGGGAAUUGAACUUGAGUUCUCUAGAAGAGCAGCAAGUGCUCUUAACCACUGAGCCAUCUCUCCAGCCCCCAUAAAGACAUUUUAAGCAGUCUUCUGAAGAUAGAUUGGUGAAAUAUCAAAAUCACUUUGGAUCACUACAAAAUAAAGACAUCCAACAUUUUUAGGAAGUGAUGGCCCUCUCUCAGACUACGUGGUCUUUGUAGAAUUAGCUGUAUUUGGAUUACAAUUGGACAUGAUUGUGGAAUGCUGUAGAUGGCUACACUCUCUUUUUUUUGAGAUAUGCUCUCACUGCAGCCCUGGCCUUGAACUCAGAGACCCACCUGCCUCUGCCUCCCCAGUGCUUUACAAGAUUUGACCCUGAGUGUUGCCAGAUACAUGAUAGUGAUGAUAACAGGAGUUUAUCAAAGCUAAAAAACAUUUUCACUGGUCAGUGGUGGCACAUGCCUUUAAUCCCAGCACUCAGGAGGCAGAGGCAGGUGGAUCUCUGUGAGUUCAAGGCCAGCCUGGUCUGCAGUGCAAGUUCCAGGACAGGACUACACAGAGAAACUCUGUCUCAAAAAACAAAACAGA
Molecule: messenger RNA, 1635 nt
Organism: Peromyscus californicus insignis
Lineage: Eukaryota; Metazoa; Chordata; Mammalia; Rodentia; Cricetidae
Gene: Lyrm7
Product: LYR motif containing 7
Exons: 5
Coding region: 16-435 (139 amino acids)
Biological process (GO): mitochondrial respiratory chain complex III assembly
Source: RefSeq, a predicted model, not a curated record